AUGAUGGCGGAAGAUUUGUUUGGGAGCGGAUAUAAUUUUCUCGAUCUUUAUUUCGCUUCGUUAUUCACAGUUACCCCUGACGAUCUUUGGACACCGUAUAAAUGUCUUCUCAAUAGUAUCGAAAGUUAUCUGGUUCCAUCAUCCGACUUCAUCGACACGACGCACGCCGCUAGUCUGGAAGCGUUGCUGCGAAAGCACAAGCAGAACUUCAUCUCGUUGCUAAAGAAUCCCCCCAAGAACGCGAAAUGCCGCGAAGCCAUCAAACAGGGCAUCACCGAAGGCAUAACGUUGCCAGAGUUUGGUCACACGAUCCUGUCCAAAGAGUUGGUGGACGAGAGUAUUAUCAUUUCCGAUAUGUUUGAUAUGAACGAAUACGUCGCUCUAGAAUUGCUAUGCACUUCCCAGCAACAAACCAUAAAUCAUCCGGGACUGACCCGUGGAUUAGUUGCGGUACUGUUGUAUUAUGAUGGGCGUAAAUCACUUGUAGCUAGCCUGAAACAGCUGUUCAAAUCCCGAGCCGGUGUUUCCUGGUGCACGGACGCUCCGCCCGAGGUAACGCAAAUCGUUACCAACUACACCGAUGGUCUGGUCGCGGAUGGUCUGUUAGAGCGAAUCAUUGAUCUAGUGCAGGAGCUCGACAUCACGAAAGAGCUCGAUAUACUGACGACGAACCGGGCUCUGGGGCCUCCAAAGCACCACCGACAGGUGUUGGAUUUGUUCGACGAAAUCAGACUUUUGUUGGCACAGUGUAUCUACUAUUCUGCCGCUCAAGCUGGUCUGCCGAGAAACGCCACUGUAAAGCUGGUGCAAUAUCUUCGUGGCUACCAGUGCUCCGAGCCAAGCGGAGGCAUUGACGACGUAACAGUAACGCUUCAGAUGGCUCUACUGUACGCUCUGGAUUUGAGCGUCCUACAACGGCGAGAAGAUGGAGAAGAGUUAGUUAAAAAAUUACCUAUGAUCAAGGACGAUCUGUACAUCGAUUUCCUGAUGGAUGCGCUGUCAAACGGCUGGGAAAACGAUGGGUUGCACGCACUGUCGCUUUUCGCAUUCGGAUUAUCGAUUGCAACGCUUCGACUGGCACCCCAAACACUCGUGCAGGAUGCGUCAAAAAUGAUCGACCAGGACGAACUACUCGUCAACGGUGCCAUUCAGGGAAAGGUGUUCGAUUUCCUUUAUUACACCUUUCUCGGUAGUGAGCUCAUCUUCGAUACGGAGUUCUUCUUUCGUCGAUUGCACACUAUGUUUACGGAUUUUAUUGAGUUAAUGCACUCAAAGGUAACGGAGCUCCGUGGUCGGGCUGAUGAAACUGCCCGUACUGUGCAGGUAUACCAGCAGCAGGGUAUCGAACCGCCGGCAAACCUCUGCCGAAACUUCGAAAUGUUACUACUGUCGGUGGGCAAGUUCUACAGCAACGAUCAUUUGCAACUGAACCUCAGCUUGGAGUACUGGGGACCGUCGGAUUUCAACCAGACCCUACAAGGCCACCGGGCUUCCUCGCGGUCGGUGUGUCUGUUUAAGUUCAUCCGGCUCGCAGGCGAACUGCUUCCUCCGACACUCUUUAUUCCAUAUCUAAAAAUGCUAGCUGGACUUAGUUGCAAUGCACACUCCGCCCGUAGUGCGUUCAAUCUGCUCAAGCAGGGAAGCUCAUACUCGGGGAGCAGCACUGUUUCAUGGGAUCACUUUUUCAGCUCACUCAGUGAGUAUUACCUCAACCUGCGGCAGGAACAGAACCCGCAGUCGGAGACGGUGUACCGGAAUCGAUUGAUUUGCAAGAGCAUCAGCCCUCAGGAGAUUCUCGGACUGCAGGCGGUACUUCAGGUGGUGCAAUCUGUUGCACGGCACGACGAACUGUCGCGUAUUGCUCUGUGCGAAAACGACAAGUGGGCAUCGCUAAACGUGCUCGUGGGGUUGAUUAGUUGCUCCGUUCCGAUUCAACUAAAGGCAGAAAUUGUACGUACGCUGGCCGCACUAUCCAGCAGCUUCGAUAAUGCGAUCAAGCUUUGGCAUAAUCUUGAAGAUUCGCAAAUCAUUAAUACGGUACCGUCAACGAGCAAUUUCAAAACACGUGGCGUAAUAUCGGAGCUUGAGGAGGUAGAGAGCCGUAACGAAGCGUACCCGUUAACGCAGGCUAUGCUUGAAUUCUUGGCCACUUUGAUGCGCACUGCUGUGCCGGAAGACUUGGGUGAAGGCUCACGAGCCCCCGGCAUUCAUCCGUACUUAUCGUACGUAAUCGAUACGGUGUUAUUGCGUUUGUUCAGCCGCAAUUGCAAGGAUGCGGCCGAAAAGUGGCAGCUGGCUCAAAAAUGCCUCCAGAUCGUGCAUAUGUUUGUGAGUAAUUUCAACUUUAACCCAUCAAAUGUGGCCAUGACUAAGGAGCUGAAAGAAGGCCGAACGCCGCCAGUGUACAGAAUUUUGCUACAGCUCAACACGAAAUCAGACCUACUGCGCUUGAUUCUGCACGUCGUAGACGAAUCGAUCGUUUGUUUCGAUUCGUACAUGCCCUUUCCGGGCAAGAGCUCUCUCGAAGCAGCUUCACUGCUUUGUUUGCAAAUUAUCGAAAAGACGCUAAACCUGCAGGAAGAUUUUUUCAACAUGCAUCUUAAUACACCAAGUCCAGUCAACAUAAACGGGAUAAGCAAGCUACUGCUAGGAGUGAACCCGCGCAGCGGUACUGCUAAUCACAUGUUGAACAUCAUGAAGCACAUUUCCUACAGCACGUGGUUACCGGGAAACAGUCUCGUCGCACUGCGCAUUCUUACCAUCAUUAUGACACAGCCGGAUGUUAAUCAGCUCAUUCUGGGGUUGGUCACACAGACUGAUGCGCUUAAGAACGAAAUACGUCAAGGAUUCGUUGAGUGUCUGGAUGCGGAUCUGAACAUUUCAGAGGAAGCCGACCCCCUACUUGUAGCAACCCAACUGAACGAUACCAAUUGGAUAGUGAACGGUGGGUUGGAAUCAGAAUCUUCGUCCAGCACUGAAACGUUUGUUGCCACAAGCAUCAAGAGUGCGGUAAUUCAUCUUAUACAGGAGUGUUUGCAGCAACCGGUCGUUCCAAAUUUGGCGCACUAUCUGUUAGGGUUCGAUCUCGGCAAGGAUCUGCAUUUGACAAGCCUUCAGCAACCGGGAAUCAUGAACUUUCCAAGCAACUGCUCUAAGUCGCUUAUCACGCUGUUGGACAAGCAUCUGGAGAAUUUAAAGUCCGGCAAUGUUCUUUCGACAAGCUAUAACAAAUUGAUUGAAUACGCAUACCGUUUGAUGUUUCAAAUAUGCCGCAACUUUCAUACAUCGGAGGUGUUUCUACGAUUUCUACGCUCGUGUAAUGAUUUUCUUUACCGACACACGUCGUCAUUACCCUUUCCAGACGCGAAAAAUCCCUACCAACUAAACCAAAUGACGUUCCUGUUGAAAGCCAUAGUGAUCGAACUGAAACUGACGAGCGAACGCAAUCAGGCGACUCAGUUUGAAACGAUAUGUAAAAUAUUGCUCAAAAUUAUGAACGCUCCAGUGGUUGAGCCGGUGACGACGGGAUUGAGUGACUACUACACGAAUACAAAUAUGAGCUUUUCGAUUAACGCCACAGCCGAUAUGUCCACGACAGCGGUAGCCUCUACGAAGGAGUCUAGCGAAACGGCUAAGCGGUUGCUGUGCAUCUUACUCGACUGCGUUGACUUCGAAAUCAAACAGCUAGAAGAACCGAUGUGGAAUUACUUCAACGGCACGGUGUUACACGAACUCUUGCAAAGCUGCGAGGUGUCCGUCUUCCCGAACUCUCGAAUGCGACUGAUCGAUACAAACAAGCUGCACGAAAUUUUGCGCGACGAACUUGACUCGAUACACACGAUCGCGACUGGUCAGCGAUCGCAUAUUGUACAGGAAAUCAAAACCAUACUCCAAUAUGCGGUGCAGCUGAACACCCAGCGCAGCAUCUGUUCGUCCACAAUCAAGUUCCUUGAGGCGUGGGGUCAGGUAACUGAAGUGUUGGUAUGCGUGACACCUACCAUAAUUAUGUCGCUCGACACAAAGCAAAUUAUCAUAACGGAGAUCCUGCAAAUUAUGCUCAGCAAGGCGGUACCGAAGCAAAUCAUACCUGAGCUAGCCAAUAUCGCAUCCUCCACCAUCUCGUUGCUGAUGGUGAACCUUAGGAGCUGCUUUCUAUUAAAAUCCGAGCAGAUGUCCAUUCAUAUGCUUUCUGAGCGGCACCAGAAUGGAAGUUUCAAUGGGACCAAAGGUACUCCGUCCGGGUUGAACGACGAGUUGAAUGUAAGCUCGGUUCAACAGCAACGACACACGGGCACCUAUGUUUAUCUCGAGAGAACGAACGCACUUAGCUUGAAAUUCAUCCUUAAAAAUAUUCUCGAUUGGCUGCUCAUCAGUAGCGAUGGCUCUCCGCAGUUGAAAAUGAAUCUGUACGUGGCAUUGUUGAACUACAUGUACAUCAUUAAGGGCAAUCGGGAUAGUCUCGAACGCAGCCACAAAUUGGAAUCAGAAAAGGAUAAUAGUCGUUCGUUUCUCAAUAAUACCAUCAUCAACGCAGGUCGUAAACCAUACGGCACAGAAACGGAGGAUUACAAACACCUCCAGAUGAUCAUGGACAUUUUCAAUUCGUUCGGCGAUAAUUUGAUAGACGUGAUCUGCCAGGACUGCACGACUGGGCACGACAUCUGUAAAAUGCUGGCCAUGUCCUGUCUGGAUAUGCUACUAAGUAUGGACGCGUCGAUUGAUAUAGUGGAGUUUAUCGCACGCCACGGCUACCUUUCGCACAUCAUCAACAGCCUCCUCAAAAAGGAUGGCGAUCUGUGCCGGAUCCUGCAGAGCAACCCGAACACAUUACGGGCGCUGUAUGUGUACGAAUCGAAGAUGGCUCUGCUGACGCGUAUUGCACGCAGCCAGAUUGGGGCUCGAAUGCUCUUGGAAGAACACAUUCUAGGAGUGCUCGGCAGCAUGAAAGUGUACGAUCUGCAUCCGGAUGUGCAGAUCCUGAAUGGUAGCACCCUGCAGCAGCAUUCGUAUGCAUCAGCGAUGGCAGCAGUCGCGGCGGCAGCUUCCAAUUCGGCUUCAUCGUCGUUUAUUCCACCAGUCGAGGCACGUUUCCAGCAGAUCCUCUUUCCCGCCUUGAACCUCUGCGAUGCGAUCCUGUCAACGUUGGGCCAGGAGAACAAUUCGGCGCUUAGCCAGAUCGUACACUUUUUCCUAUCGCACAGCGACAUGAUCGAAACUGUACUGCGGGCAGGAUCGCCUUCGAUGAACCUUGGUCUACUGAAGGAGCUGGCCGGAAUAACGAACCUGAUCGCUAGAUCAGCAAACCAGGAAAUCUACGAACUUACUGACCCGAACGCCAAUCAAGCCUUUGGUAUGCAGUUAUACCGUUUGCAGAAGUUCAUGCUGGCUCUGCUACCGCGUUUUAUCGUUUCGGAACAAACGCUUAAGGACCUUCACCAGAACAGCACACUGGCCCAACCGUAUGGUGGCGCUGGUGGUGGAAUCGGCAUUAGCAGCAGCGUUAACUAUAGUAGUGUACUCAACAACAACGUGACCGGGAACGAUCAGAAGCAACGAUCACUGCAUUUGAAAUAUUUCCUGGAAGUGGCAGCAAACCUCGCGCUGUACACGCGCAACUGCAUCUCAAAUCACGUCGUCGAUCAUCGAACGAUUAAUGUGCUGUUCUCACCACACUACAGCGGAAGUGAAGGAAUGACGACAACACCGGGGGCAUCAGCUGGGUUGUUGGCAACGCUCCGCCAAGACACGUUACGUUCAUCCACAGAAGCUUCGUCGUCUGAUGUGCCCCACAGUUUGUAUGUGGUGAUUACUCAGCUCAAAUGUACGGUGGAGUUCUAUCAUAAGGAACGAAGCGUGUUAGAAAGCCUUCAGCAGCAACGAAAUUCAUUGCCCAGUAUUGAUUUAGACAAAAAUAUUCAAUUACAAUAUAACUUGUUGACCGAACGCGUGAAUUCAAAGCAAGAGGAAUUGCAGAGAAGCAUCUUUAUAAUCGAACAUUAUUUGUAUGUUCUGUGGGCUCAUUUAGACUUCUUUAUGCUACGAGUGCUUCCUGUAAAUAAUCGCGUCGGCAAUUCGACUUUCUCCGGGCACAAUUUUCAAUCGGGUAAAAAUGAUUCCAGUUGGCGAGUAUCAAAUGAAGACAUCAUCGCGCUCAAAAAAACGUUGAUUGGUGUAUUCAACGAAACGUUCUGUAAGCAGCUGAUCGAAACGGAACAGAAACAAUCAGAGAAAGGCUUUGUGGUAGCAUUUAUUAGACGAAUUAAACAAUCGAUACAGUUUGUACCGGUGAAAUGAAGGUGACCGAUGGUACGUGUGCCUAACGCCGGUAUCAACUGAGAGUAAGAAAGUAGGAUGCAUUGAAAUUGACCAUUCGAUGUAAUAAGCUAACAGCAUUGUCACAAUUGCGAAACGUUAAAGUUAUGAUGAAUAAAACAUCCU
Anopheles nili is the source of this 6438-nucleotide messenger RNA. RefSeq names its product nuclear pore complex protein Nup205 (gene Nup205). The transcript is spliced from 5 exons. Bases 1 to 6294 code for a protein of 2097 amino acids. Gene Ontology annotation, biological process: nuclear pore organization. The record is from RefSeq and is a predicted model, not a curated record. Gene Ontology annotation, molecular function: structural constituent of nuclear pore. Gene Ontology annotation, cellular component: nuclear pore inner ring; nuclear pore. NCBI's taxonomy places the organism in Eukaryota, Metazoa, Arthropoda, Insecta, Diptera, Culicidae.